AUGAACACCGCUGCUAUUAUUCCAGACUUUCAUGGUUUCGAAUGGGACGUAACGCCUUUUUCGCCCGAGUCGACGUUCGAUAAUAUCCUGAGUCAAUUCGAGCAGGACCCUGUCUUCCUCAAUCCCUUGUGUCAGGGACCUGGCUGUCAUAUUGGACAAAACUCACCCAUCCCAAAGCUACCCCUCACCCACCUCCCACUAAACCCCUCUUCUAGUGAGCUGCACAAAAAGGAAAAAGGGUCCUCUUGUAUCACCAAUAACCGUAUUGGGAAUGAUGGCCUACGUAUGCAAAUCGGAGAGGGCAUGCAGUCGAAGCAUCCCAUCCAACACCUCGAUUCAUCCUGGGUCGAUAUGAGCCAGGCAAAAGCCCUGCCGCCAGCACUGACUGCGGGGCUUUUGGAGCGACGCAACUCAACAAUGAGCACUGAAGGAAGCAUUUUGGGCCUGGAGAAAUCUGCCACGCAUGUAAAGAUGCGCUCGGCAUCACGCAGGCCAAAGAAGGUCAGCAAGAAACCCGCACUACCUGCGCACGUCGUACAAGCUAGGGAGUGCCAUAACAAUGUUGAGAAGCAGUACCGCACCCGCUUGAAGCAGAAAUUUGAGCGACUGUUGGCUGUGCUCCAAGCUUCAAAGACGAAGGACGAGUCCGGAGGCGAAGGAGACGCGGAAGCACCGGACUGCGGUUACAGUCGAGGGGAGGUGUUGAAUUUCGCGAGGCAGCGCAUCCUCACCCUCGAGGAGGAGAACAGACAUCUUUCUGAUCAGGUACAGAAUCUGAAAGGGGGUUUUACGAUUGUAUAA
Messenger RNA from Fusarium pseudograminearum CS3096, 801 nucleotides. RefSeq lists its product as uncharacterized. Gene Ontology annotation, molecular function: protein dimerization activity. Lineage: Eukaryota; Fungi; Ascomycota; Sordariomycetes; Hypocreales; Nectriaceae. Bases 1 to 801 code for a protein of 266 amino acids. The transcript has 3 exons. The record is from RefSeq and is a predicted model, not a curated record.